CCGAAGGCAGAUGCUUAAUGACUGAGCCACCCAGGUGCCCCAAGUAGACAUGUUUUUAAUGAUGACUGGUUCUCUCCAUGUUCCUUACUGGGCAUUAUGGAAAUAGAUUCAAGCAUCAGAUGAGAGUUGGGGUGGGGGAUUGGGAUAACCUUCUGAGGUCUUUUCCAGCUCUGAGAUCUUAAUAAGGCCAGAAAACUGUGCUUCUUCCCCUCUUAUCACCACUCCCCUCACACCUGCUGCUAUAUUUCCACCAUGGAAUUUGUUACACUACGUGGCAAUACACUGAUUUAUUCUGUACGUUGUGAUAGCCUCUGAGUUCCUAGAGGGCAGAGACUGGGUCUCCUUCUUCCCUUUCCCAGCUUCCAGCCAGUUGUCUGCCUGGUUCUUUGUGGGUGCUCAGUGAAGAAUUACUGCAUUAAGUUGAAUUGAUAUUCUUUAUAGUCACACCACCAGGGAAGUAGCAACCCACUGAAUUAAAUGUUUUCUUGACAAUGAGUUGUAAAGACUCUUCGGUUACCUGCUCUGACUCCGCAAGCACCACUAGUCAAUUCCUUGCCUUUGUAUUCAGGAUUUCUUUUCCUUGUUUUUCUCAUAUUUGUACCUUUCUUACAGCCUACCUACUGAUGUCAUGAGUACUGUGUUCAAGGUUGGAGCAAAAACAGAGAAAGGCUGGUCAUUCCUAUUAAGCAAGUAUGUCUCUGUAGACUCUGAAGCAGAGAAGAAUAAAAUACUUGAAGCUCUUGCCAGCUCAGAGGAUGUACGGAAACUUUACUGGUUAAUGAAAAAUAGCCUCAGUGGAGAUAUUAUCCGAACACAAAAGCUGUCAUUCAUCAUUAGAACAGUUGGCCGACAUUUUCCUGGACACUUGCUGGCAUGGGAUUUUGUCAAAGAGAACUGGAACAAGCUUGUACAGAGGUUUCAUCUGGGGUCCUAUACCAUACAAAGUAUUGUUGCUGGGUCGACACACCUGUUUUCAACAAAGGCGCAUUUGUCUGAGGUCCAGGCGUUCUUUGAAAAUCAGUCAGAGGCAACCUUUCGGCUUCACUGUGUCCAGGAGGCUUUGGAAGUCAUCCAGUUGAAUAUCCGAUGGAUGGAAAAGAACCUCAAAACUCUGACAUGGUGGCUCUAGCAUGCACAGCUGCGCCCCAUUUUGUCGCCCAUUCAGAGAGCUUGUUAACGUGGGCUCUGCUGCUUUUGCAAAAAGCCAAGGUGAAGCCAGAAUUGCUGCCAAGUUGUUGGCACUCUUAGGAGUUCUAGUUCGCUCAGGGCCCGUCUGUAUUUUUCAUCCGUCUUUCUCGAAUUGUCUUUGGGCAGUAUGUAGUUAUUUAUUACAAAAUUAUAUGCACCUGUAUGCCAACAUCUACAAAAACAGUGAGUAAUUUUUCUACUUUGAAGAUACGCAAAUGGGGGAAAAACCUCCGUUUUGGCAUUCUGUUCGGUUUCUCAGUAUCCGGAAAGUACUGACACAGUGCAACAAGGAUCUACCGUGGGAGCCGUCAUCUUUGCAGGUGCUGCUUUGUCAGCCAUUCGUUGCUUCUUAGUGAUAGACGAUAGAUGUUACUUUAAUGUGGUACAGAACUUAGCUUCAAAAGCUAUGGCAAUGAAGUCGACGCAUCCUACAGCUGUUAGAAAACCGAUCUCAGGUGUGCAGAUCUACUUGGUUUGAGGUUUUGAUUAAUCCUUUAUUUUCUGAAACAAAGUUUAAAUAAGAUCUAUAACUUAUAUUUUUUUUCUGCAGGACAGCCAGGUGCUACAGAAUUUUUAAAUUUUUGUUGUACUGAAAAGCUAAGUAACAAGGACAAAAGAUUAAAUUUUCCAAAUAGGUAAUACUUAUUUUUUCAUCUUUUAGGAAAAUGUUUCAAACUGAGUUAGCUUUAAUUAUAAUUAUUUUAUUUAUGAAUUCCAGUAUUCUCCAAAUCUGUACACCUUUAUCACUCCCUGCCAUAGGUAUAUCUUACGUUAUAGAGGAAUAUGUCUACAUUUAUGGCAAGCAUUUUGUUAAUACUGUUGUCUUUUAUCAUGACUAUCACUGUUACUAGAAUUAGUUUAGGUUGCCUUUGACAUUACCUGAUCAUAGACACUUUCUCUGUGAGUCAUACUCAUGUGUAGAUUUUCAUGUUAUAUGGUAGCAUAUAUUAGAAGCAUAUUUUAAAAUAGGGUCUUUGAGAAAUUGAACAUUUUUAUUUGAAGUUCACCAUAGUACCUUAAAGGAAUAAAGAGAAUGUGGGAUAGGAGUAACUUGAUUCAGAUUUAAUAUGGUGGGCUUUGAAUUUUUUCUACUAUCAAAAUAGUACUUUUCUUUAGUUGAAAAAUCAGUGGGUUUUGUUUGUUUUGUUUUAUUUUGUUUUUUUCAUGGCCAAAGUAGCUGAUUAAAAGGAAUGGCCAAGAAAAGAAAGAAAGAAAAGGGAAGAUUUCCAAAACUGUAUGGCAUUUUCACUCCUUGUAAAGGAGAAAUACUGUACUUGAAUUUUUUGAGCUAUGCAGACUUAGUAUCUAGAUUGUUGAGUUUCUUUGAUUCUUAGGGGAAAAGCUUUCUUCCUAAUAAUUUUUGAGUACUUUAUAUUUUCUUUGAAAACAUCUUCUGUGUACAUAAAAAGGGUAGAUACCCAUUUGUGAGCACUUAAAACACUCCAGAGAAUCAAUGGGAAAGGUCACCUUUUUUAAGUUAGCAGGUAUACAGUGAAAAUAUGUGGGAUUGUGUAUAAAAUUAUAUUUUACUUUAUGAAAAUAUUUUUAUAUAACAAAAUUUAAAAUGCUGGCAAGCUGAAAGGUAGCUUUCUUUAAUCCUAGUGUGUUUUUUCCCAAUUUAGUCUUUUCUAAACAUUUACCUCUGGUUCAGAGUACAAACUAUUAUAUCCUGAGAAUCGCAGAAUCCUCUAAAGAUGUCUUAUUGAAACUGGGGUGAUUGUAGGUCUUUAUUCCUCUUGUGCUUUAGCAGAUGAAUGAUACUUUAGUUGAUAUUGGAAGUUAGUGUGUUUUUAUAUUUUUAGAGUGGGGAAAAAUACUAAACUUUUGAGGGGUUUUUUGGUUGCUGGUUUUUUACCAUGUUAUAUUACUGAAUUCCACUUUGAUACAGAGUUUAAAUUUUGCUACUUCUCAACAUCAGUUAAGAUUUUUCAGUUAUACCUGCCCAUCUUUACAUUGCUCCUGUAAUGUAUGUUAACUCUGCAUAUGGCAGAUCUUGUCUUCAAUUAUAUCAUUUUUUCUGAG
This is a messenger RNA of Leptonychotes weddellii (Weddell seal), 3210 nucleotides long. Lineage: Eukaryota; Metazoa; Chordata; Mammalia; Carnivora; Phocidae. The record is from RefSeq and is a predicted model, not a curated record.